CCUGACAGAUACAAAUAUAAUAAUUUCUUAUAUGGUUUUUUCAAAAUAUUUAAAGAAUGGACUGGAAAUAUUUGCUUUCUGUUGAUUUAGAAGAGUUAAAUGAUGACGAAAAAGAUGAUUUGUAUAACAGUGUUACGUGGUUUGAUGUUGAUAGUGAAAAUUUGGAUGACAAAAGAUAUAAAGUCUUGGUUAGGACCUGUCAGGAGAUUUUAAAAUACAAGGGAGAACAAGUAGAAACUCUUUUACACGAAUUAGAGGAGAUGGCUAUUAAGCAAGCAGAAGAAGAGGCUAGAAGACAAGAAAGUGAGGCUGACGUGAAAAGCUCCAAAUCGAAAAAAUCGAGUUCGUUAGAAUACGAAAAUUUAGAACACAAAUAUUUAGAAUUAAAAGCAAAACACAAAAAGGCCGUUAAAAUCAAUGAAAAACACGAAAGUGAACUGACAAAGUUAAACAAUAAGCUAAAAGUUGUGGAACAAGAGAACAAGAGAUUACAGAAUGAGUUACAAACGAUGCCGCACGAUGCUGGUAGCGAAUCCGAUUAUUCGGAGAGUAUUAGAGACCGGCAAAAGGAGUUGGUGGAAACUUUACACAAUAAAAAUACACAGAUAUCCGAUUUACUGAGGGAUAUCGAGGAAGUAGAACAGGAGAAUAUAGUUUUACGAGAAAAAUUUACUAAAGUCAAGGAUGAAUUAUCGUCAGUGACGAAAGAUUUAGAAAAGCUCAAAGAUUUGCUAUCGGAAAAAGAUGAGGAGAUCAAAGAUCAGGCAGGAAAUAUAAACAAAAUUAACCAGGAAUAUGAAGAACUUAAGAAAACAUUUGAAACCUGCCAAAAAGAGAAGCUACUGACCGAAAAAAAAUUGAACGAAACUAUUGAAGACCUAAAUAAACAGGUUGCAGAAUUUAAGGAACAACUGCAUGCUAAAAACGAAGAAAUUGAAAAUCUUAAACUACGUCUCAAAGAACCCAGCUUAAACUCUUCUUUAUCCAGUCUUCCCAAAGACGAUCCCGAACCUUCCCAAACGUUAAUCCUCCAAAAGUCUUUAAACGACAAAGACCAACAACUUAGAAAACUUACCGAUGUCGUAAGUAGAUUCAAGAAAGAAAAAGAUGAUUUCACAGAUAUAAUUCACAAAUUAAAAGCUCAGAAGAAAGCAGGACAACAAAAACUUACAGGAGUUCAAGAGAAUGUAGAAGAGUUAAAGAAACAACUGAAGACUGUACAUGAGAGAUGUCAAAAGUUGCACGAUGAUUUAGUAUUUGCAGAAAAAAAUGCUAGAUGCAAGGACGAAGAGUUAAAAGAUUUAGUAAAACAACUUCACGAAGAGGGAAAAGACGAAUUGGCUGUAAAUAUACAAACACUGUCAGAACUUAAAUCAGAAAACCGCUCCAAAGAGAAACAAAUUAUUUCUCUGGUAAAGGCAACUAACAAAUUACAAGAUGUGUCUGAUAUUUUAGAAAAAGAAAAUUGUUGUCUAAGAGAAAUUGUUGGCCUCUCUGAAGAAGACCAAGUUAAUCUGUCGAGCUACACUUCAAAACAAAGAAAACUCAAAAAAGAAAACGACCAUUUAAAACAUCAAAUGAUGAACAAAGAAGAAUCGAUUCUACAACUUAAGACUGAGCUACAAAAAUUAAAUAGAGCCAAUGCGUCACUGACUAGUCAGAUAUUAGAACUAGGCCACAAGCCUCUACACGAAUCGAAAGUUUCUGCACCAACAAUAGACUUUGACUCGAAAGAAGACAAUAAAGCAUUAGUUGAAGAGAACGAAGCAUUACGAAAAGGUUUACAUGAGGUAAUGUCCUGUAUAAACGACAAGAAAACCCACCUAGAGAUAAAAUCUGAAACUUUUGAAAAACUUCUUCGAGCUCUAGACGUUAAGCACAUUACUGGAUGGUAUCACCCAGCGAUGAGACUUCAAGCUGAAGUCCACAAUUUAGAAGGAAUCAACUCAGAAUUAAGAGAACAGCUUAGACUAGCAAGAAAAGAAAACAAAAGUGCUAAAGUGUUUUCAAAAACAGAAGAAAUACAUGACGUUGAAAAGGACGAUGUUGAUUGUGUUACCUCAGAUUCUGGAAUACAAACAGAGGAAUUGUCUUCAGAUAAUUUAGAGGGAAGUGUAAAUGCUUUGUUUGCUAAAAACAAAGCUACAAAAGGUAGAGAUCUUGAAAUGAUCCAGCAAAAAGUAUCAGCUUGGUUAAAGCAAAUUUUGUCUUCGAAAAUUGAAUUACAAGAAACACUUCAGUCUACACAAAAGAAAUUUGACAACCUUAAAGAUGAACAUGAGCUUGUUUUAGAAAAAUUGAAGAUCUUAAUCAGUGAAACUGAUGAAGAAAAAGUGAAAAAAAUCAAUGAAGUGAUCGGAUCUAAUGUUACUCUUAAUAGAAAAGUGGUUUACUUAGAGAAUGAAAGCAAAAAAUUGGUAGGUAAAAUAGAGCUAUUAGAGAAUGACUUCAAGGUGAAGGAAACCAUAUAUUUAAAGAAUAUUCAAAACAUUGAAAACGAUAAGAAAACUUUAGAGAGUAGGUUAAAUGUAGAGAAAAAUUUAAAUAGUACAUCAAUUAGUUUUGACAAUUAUAAAGAUAUGCAAAACAACUUAAAUAGAAUGACUGCAAAAUAUAGAGAAUUGGCAGCUACCAUUCAAAGACAAGAAGAAGAUAUAUCGUUAGAAUAUACCAUCCUUCUCGAAACCCAAAAAUAUUUAGAAUCAGAUAAAGAAGAAUUAACAAAAAAAUUAGUAACUUUAAUGUCCAAUCAUACUCUUGUUGAAAUUAGAGGAACUGAUGAUAAAAUUGAAAAAUUAUCGCAGAAGUUAGCAGAGGCAGAGGUAAGAGAAAUAAAUGAAAGACAAAGGGCAAACCAUAUUAACAAUCUGUAUAAACUAGUGAAAGAACAGUUGAAUAAAUCCGAAGAGAAGUUUAAAGACUUUUCUAAAUUUAACGAAGAACUUCUAAAGAAGAAUAUCAGUUUUCAAGAACAACUGAAGAAAAUGGAAGAAACAAUAUGUGAUUCUAUCGAUAGGUUAAUUUACGAACAAGUCAAGAAAGAAAAUAGCGAACUUGUCAAAGAAAACGAAAGCUUAUCGAUUAAUUUGAAUAAUAUAAAAAGCGAGCUAGAAAUAGAGAAACAAAGUAAAGAAUUCGAAAAAACUUGGAAUAACUCCAAAGAACAGGAGUUGUUGAAUCUGAAACAUCAAAUCGUUGAUCUGAUUUCAGUUUCUGAUGAAAAAGUUAUUAUAGCCCAACUGAGUGGCGAUGUUCUACAAAACAGGAAAGCAGUGGAAUAUUACAAAGUGAGUGCGAAUGGUUUGAAUGAAGAGUUGAAGAAAAUGAACGAAUUGUUUCAAAAGGAAAGCAAGAAGUACCAAGAUGGUUUCUCUAUGGCAGAAGAGAGGGAGAAAGUACUAAAUGGGAAAAUAAGACAAUUGCAAAGCUUAUUAAAUAAUCAAAAACUUCAAUUUUUUGGUUAUGUUCCUAUCGCAUCUGAAGAAACAUACAUCAAUAAUCUUAUCACAGUAAAUCAACAAAAACACGAGACAUUUUUGGCUCUUCAAAGAGCCAAACAAGUGGAAAACGAAACAGCUGUUUUGAAAGAAAAACUUGAAAUUGAGCUAGAUUAUCUUUCACAACAAAAGGAAAUGGGAACAGAUAGUUGCAAACAAGCAUAUAAUAAAAUGGCAAAUUGGAUGCAAGAAAAAAAGAACUUCCAAAUAAAUGAGAUUCGUCUAAAGCGCCAGUUAGAAUUCAAACAAAGUGAACUCCAGCACUAUAUAGAAAGGUCCAAAUUACAAGACGAACAAAUACUAAAACUAGACCAAGAACUCUUACAAAUCUACAAGUAUUUAGAUAUACCAGAUGGAGUUACACAAAAAUCGUUACAAGUAGAGACCCAAGAGACUAUUUCGCAGAAAUCGCCAACUCCAGCACCCAAACCACGUACCCUAAAAGCUAGUCGGUCGGUAACUGUUCAAACAGAAAAUCUAGAGCCAGUUUCAUCUACUAAGGUCACUUCUGAGCAAAACCAUAUUGUAAAUAACUUAAAAGCAGAACUAUUAACUCUUCAGGAAGAGGUUAAAGUUAAGGAAACCCAACUAGAUCAACUGAGAAGUAAAAUAACUGAGCAAGAGAUGACGAUUAGUAUGUUUCGCAAACAGAUUGGAGAUAAGCAAAGUCAGAUUACUUUUUAUGAGAGGCAUAUCAUGGACCUUCAAAAUAAGAAAGCGGAAGUGGCUUCUGCUGGAGCUGGUGGAGAUAAUGUUAAUGUUGGUACCGAAACUGUCAGCCAGACACAAGAGCAAAUAGCACUAAAGAAUUCAGUGAAAAGUCUUCAAGAAGAAAUAAAGUCUAAAGACGAACAAAUUAUGAAGUACCAAACUUUGUUAAAGAAUGAUAGAGAUAAACACAGUCUAGCAGCAGCCAGGUUGCAAGAAGAGCUACAAAAUUUACAAAAACAGUUGAUGGAAGAAACUCAAAAGGCCAAAAAUUUGGAGGAAACUUGUGCCAAAAAUAGGCCAAACAGAGCGGCUUUGGAGCGGUACGUAAGUCAAGUACACGCAUUAGAAAAACACGCUUCUGAGCUGCACACCAAACUGUCAACGUUAGAGGUGCAGCUGCAGUCUAGUCGACAAGAAUCUAUAAGGUGGAGAACUAUGGCCAACGAUAGACUGACUGCUAUGGAAGACCUGCGGAAAGAUUUAGAUAAACAACAUCAAUCAGAAAUGGUACAAUAUAAGUCUGAUAUAGAAAAAUUGAGGGACCUUGGAAACGACGAAAUAAAUACUUUAAGACAAUUAAUACUAAGGCAAAAAGGAGAAUUAACCGGAAGACUAGAUAUGGAUAUUCAACGGUUGAUCAGAGAAAAAGAUGAUAAAAUACAUGAAAUGAUUGUCAAGCUCAGACAAGUAAAGACCUCAAAGAAAUCCGAACCUCUAGAAUCAGAAUCGACCUCAAAGUUUUGCGAGAUGGAAUCCGCAAAAGAUUUACUUAGCAAAGAACACGAUUUGCUGAAAAAACGAUACGAACAGUUGUUGAUGAAAGAAAAAAAUGCUAGAGACGAGAUAAGAGAGCUAAAAGCUCAACUGCUAAAAAAACCCAUAAGUGCCCGAAGUGAUAAAUCCGAUAAAUCGAUUAAAGACCAACUUCAGAAAAAGGUUUCUUCAUUAGAAAAUGAAAUUAUAGAUCUCAAACGGAAUCUCAGCGAACAAAUUGCCAUCAACGAAGCUCACAGAGUACAAGCUAACGAAGAUUUCGAAAAAUGGAAGAAAAUGAAAUACUUUCAACAAACGGCCGAAAAGUUGAAGAAUAAAUUGAAGGAGAGGGACAACGAGUUUGAAAAGUUACAGCAAACUAAUACAGGAUAUAGAAUGGCGAUAGAACGAUUGGAACGCGAAAAACGAAAUCUGGAAAAUAGAGUCAAGACUCUAAAAGCUUCCAACCUAAACGUUAAUGCAAAUGCUGAAUUGGAAAUUUUAAGAAAUGAAAAUAUAAAAUUGCUCAACGAUGUAGACAUUUUAAAGCACAAACUGGAAAUGCAACAGCACCAUGCAGGAGCUUUGGGAGCUACGAUGUUGCAGGAAAAGCUCGAGGGACAGGAAAGGAAGAUUGCGAUUUUAGAAUUAUCGGCCAAGGGAACUGUGGAAGUGCGAGCCGAAUUAGACCGUCUGCAGACAGCGAAUUCGAAUUUGCAGAAAAGCAACUUGCGACUAGAAGCUGAGAACUUGGAUCUGAAAUUGGAUCUGGAGAAAUCUAAUAAGGAAGUGCCUCAUUUGCAUCAACAAAUUCAACAUCUGGAAAAUUAUAUAGAUGUCCUCAAGAGUGAAAAUAGCAAACAGCAAGUGGAAGUUUCAAGUGAUCCGCAAGCUUCUAGUCCUGAAACCAAAAAAGUUUCUGAAUUAGAACGAACUGUUUUUAUAUUAAAACGAGUUGUAGAGAAGCUUCAAGCAGAAAAUAAAAGACAAGUUAGUGGAAAAAGGCCUCUUUCUGAUCGAUCAGCUUCUGCUGAUAAACUGAAAAGAGACCACGUCCGUCUAAAAGAGCAACAUUUAGAAUGCAAACAAAGAGUCGAACAACUAACAAAAGAAUUAGAAACUACCAAAAAUGCUCUGCAUAGUCUUACUGUAUCUAGGAAUGAAAACGACAAGUCAGUUGCAUUAUCCAGGGAACUAUCCAGCGUUAAAGAUCAAUUGGAAAUUAAAGCAUCACUAUUGGAGAAGGUUAAAAUAUUGCUGCAUAGAGCCGCUGCCAAAGAAAAGGCACUUAUACAAGAGGUCGCAGAGUUGAGAACCGAAAAAGGACUAGGCAUAAGUCCCAUACCGGAAGAAUUAGAAGGAAGCAGUAGCAAUUCUGAAGUUUAAAGUUUUAUACUUUUAUACGUUUAUACAUUAAUUUAAGAAUAAACUUUCAAGGA
This is a messenger RNA of Diabrotica virgifera virgifera (western corn rootworm), 6400 nucleotides long. It is a transcript of the gene Cep290, whose product is annotated as centrosomal protein of 290 kDa. The transcript is spliced from 21 exons. NCBI's taxonomy places the organism in Eukaryota, Metazoa, Arthropoda, Insecta, Coleoptera, Chrysomelidae. The record is from RefSeq and is a predicted model, not a curated record. The coding region runs from base 57 to 6347 and encodes 2096 amino acids.